Messenger RNA from Plectropomus leopardus (leopard coralgrouper), 1504 nucleotides. It is a transcript of the gene dimt1l, whose product is annotated as DIM1 dimethyladenosine transferase 1-like (S. cerevisiae). Gene Ontology annotation, molecular function: rRNA (adenine-N6,N6-)-dimethyltransferase activity. Gene Ontology annotation, biological process: rRNA methylation. The record is from RefSeq and is a predicted model, not a curated record. NCBI's taxonomy places the organism in Eukaryota, Metazoa, Chordata, Actinopteri, Perciformes, Serranidae. Gene Ontology annotation, cellular component: nucleolus.
GAUUUUAAAACUACUGCAAAUUCUGUCAGGGAAGAAGAAAAGGAGGUUACACGUGCUUACUGCAGCCAGGGCUGAUAUAUUUUGAAUAAUUGUUAAAAAAUUUUGAUUUCUCUGUCUUUCGUCGGAAUAAACCGGAGGCCAAAAUGCCGAAAGUUAAGGCGGAGAAAAAAAGCCGGCAGCACCAAGAGGUGAAAAACCAAGGGAUCAUGUUCAAUACAGGCAUCGGUCAGCACAUCCUGAAGAAUCCACUGAUUGUCAAUGGGAUCAUCGAGAAGGCCGCCCUGAGGCCGACAGAUGUGGUUUUGGAGGUGGGACCUGGUACCGGAAACAUGACAGUGAAACUCCUGGAAAAAGCCAAGAAGGUGGUGGCCUGUGAGUUGGACUGCAGAUUAGUGGCCGAACUUCAGAAAAGAGUCCAGUGCACGCCCAUGCAGACCAAACUUCAAAUAUUAGUAGGAGAUGUAUUAAAAACCGAUCUGCCUUUCUUUGACGUGUGUGUGGCUAAUUUACCUUACCAGAUUUCGUCACCGUUUGUCUUCAAGCUCCUGCUGCAUCGACCUUUCUUCAGGUGUGCCGUGUUGAUGUUCCAGAGAGAGUUUGCCAUGCGACUUGUUGCCAAGCCUGGAGACAAACUGUACUGCAGACUGUCCAUCAACACACAGCUGCUCGCUCGUGUCGACCAUCUCAUGAAGGUGGGGAAGAAUAAUUUCCGUCCUCCUCCAAAAGUGGAGUCCAGUGUUGUCAGGAUAGAACCGAAAAAUCCUCCUCCUCCAGUUAACUUCCAGGAGUGGGAUGGCCUCGUCAGAAUAGCUUUUGUAAGGAAAAACAAAACCCUCAGUGCAGCUUUCAAGUCCACUGCAGUAGAGCAGCUGCUGGAAAAGAACUACAGAAUUCACUGCUCUGUACACAGUGUGGAAGUCCCAGCAGACUUCAGCAUCAGCAAGAAGAUUGAGAGUGUUUUGCAGGAGGCUGAAUUCAGUGAGAAGAGAGCCAGGUCCAUGGACAUCGACGACUUCAUGGUGCUGCUUCAUGCAUUCAACGCUGCAGGGAUCCACUUUUCUUAAAUGGCGAGAGGGAACUGAAGAGAACGGUGCUCUGACGUUCGUGCUCAGAUGAGGAAAGUAAUAGACUGUCUGACUGAUCUGUCCUCCCCUGGAGUUUGGCUUGGAGCACCCACAUUUUGAGUGUUGACAUGGUGUGAUGAAAUGUACAAAGAAUAUUGGAUGAUGCAUUUUAAGAGCUCAUAUUGAGUUUGCUAUUUUACCCUUAUGAGUAUAAAGUGUCCACGUGCAUACAUGAGCAGCUUUUGGCAGAUGGAAGCUGUAUAUGCCCUCGUUAUUGGGCGAGGGCCUGUCAGUGUUCGAGAGUUUGUCAUACAUUGAAAAUAAUCGGUAUGGAUAAUUAUUCUACUCUAAAAGAAAUAUACAUUUUAUUCAUGCCAAAAUGACCUUCUUUGGGAAAGGUAAAUAUUUAACAAGUGGAGAUUUUUGAGUGUAAAAUAAAU